AUGAUACUUGUGAACUUCAAAAACCUUGUUCACACCGGAGAAUUGAUUACUGAUGAGCCAUAUGUGCUAACUUCACAAGUUGAUCAGGUGUUUUACGUAGAAGAUGGUAGAUACCCGGAUUGGGUUUGCGCAGUAAGGACCAAACCAAGAAAUAUAUACGACGUUGGUCAGAGUGAAGGGCAUCAGGAUUCAGGUGCCAAUUAUCACGAGUGUGAGCCGCUCAUAUUGACCAGAAAUUGUGAUCAGGAUCUGCAGGAUCAUAUCCAAUACGUCAGACCCGACUUAGAUCCAAUUGAAGCGUAUGUUACUAUGAGCCAUAGGGGGAAGAGAAGAGCACGCAGGGGCUCGUCUCUCAAGCGACAGCCUAUGUCGCUUGGGUCUCCGUCAGUCCACCUUGAUGAUAGCGAGCAACAAGACGUUGCUCAGCUUUUGGGUAUUCAGGACGGAUAUCGACCGGUACUUCCAGGCGAUAUGGAAGGGGAGAUCCCUCUCCAUAAUCCAUACGGUCGGGCAGGCAUGGCCCAGAUGGGGUAUCUGCCAGAGAGCCAGCUUGGACAGCGUAUGCAGGGACAUGUAGAGCACCUUGAUGAUAGCCAGCAUAGCGCAGGUCCCGACGACAGUGACACAUCGGCCGAGGAGGACUGUAUUGGUGCGACACAGGACACGGCUGACCCGCAGCCAACCGACCCUGCUCCCGGCGACCACUUACUCCCUCGGCAGGUCCGCACCAUAAGUACCGAUUCAGAGGGAAACGAAGUUAUUGAGGUGUUUACCAUCCGUGACUCGCACAGGUUGCCGGGAGUCCCCGCCGGCAAGCGGAUCAUUAUGGAGUACAAUGCUGCAUGCCAGCCCGUCGGCGUUAGCUCCAUGAGGUUUAAACGGAUGACUGGAGAUAUCGUAAGGAGCUCCAAUUAUGUCCGAAUACCGGACGAUUGGACGAAGGUACCGCAGCGUACCAAAGAGGAUAUUUGGGACGCCUUGAUGGCAUACUUUUUCGUCCCGCCCGAAUUCAAUUUGAAAGCCAUAAAGAAUGAAGCAUUCAAGGAUAUGGGAUCAAAGCUGCGGACUUGGAGGUACGAGCUUAAAAAACGCUGUGCAAUUACGGAGGAAGAUACUCCGGAUACUAUACGGGCAAGAGUGGGGGACAAAACACUUGACGAGUACAAUGCCGAAGACGUGGAGAUCUUAUUGGAGAGAUGGUGUACUCGUCAGAAUAAGGACUAUGCAAACAAAAUGAAGAGCUUGCGAGCAUUAAAUAAAGAGCCCCAUUGCACCGGAUCGAAGAGCUAUGCCAGAGCGACAGAUGAGGAGGCCAUACGUCUGGGCAAGUAUCCUACUCGUGCAGAGAGUAACAUCAGCACGCACACGAAGGCGGACAAAAGCUAUCCGAAUGAGAUAGUGGAAGAAAGAUGUAAAAGGAUGAAGGAGCUGAUACCCACCGACCCUGCAGCGUCGUCUAGCAUCACAGAGGGAACGGUCAAGUGGGCGCCAAACGACGCGUAUGCACAGGCCCAUGGAAAUAAGCCUGAAUACGCCGGUAGGGUUCGGCAGCUUGGAUCGGGUAUUUUGCCCGUGCGGGGCUCCAUACGUUCAUACUAUACACCUUCACAAGCAAGGUCAGAAAACACCAGCCAGUACUCCAUGAUAUCACAAGAAACGCUUGACAGAGCUCUUGAGGCGGAGAGGGCGAAGCACAAGGAAGAGAUAGAUGCAUUGGUGGCCGAGAACAAUGCACGUCAGGCAGCGUUUGACGCCCGAUUGCGCCAGAUCGAGGCAAUGAUGCGGUUCAGCUCUGCACCAGAUGGAGCUUCCCCACAUAUUGCGGUGGUGCCAUCGUCGAUCGACGGCGAAGCAGGUGAUGGAGAAGAUGCUAUGAAUGUCAAUAAUCAGCAUUGACCGUCUGGUUUGCCAUUCAUACUUGUAUAAAAGUUACUUUGUUGACGUAAUUGUAUUUAUGAUAUCCCUUUUUAUAACAACAGAGAUAGUUUUUUGAUA
Molecule: messenger RNA, 1995 nt
Organism: Corylus avellana
Lineage: Eukaryota; Viridiplantae; Streptophyta; Magnoliopsida; Fagales; Betulaceae
Source: RefSeq, a predicted model, not a curated record